Messenger RNA from Cucumis melo (muskmelon), 4388 nucleotides. RefSeq names its product sucrose synthase 6. The transcript is spliced from 15 exons. The coding region runs from base 1551 to 4247 and encodes 898 amino acids. Gene Ontology annotation, biological process: sucrose metabolic process. Gene Ontology annotation, molecular function: sucrose synthase activity. NCBI's taxonomy places the organism in Eukaryota, Viridiplantae, Streptophyta, Magnoliopsida, Cucurbitales, Cucurbitaceae. The record is from RefSeq and is a predicted model, not a curated record.
UUUACGGAAGUAAUUAAAAAUGAUUCCUUAAAUUGUUCUUUUUUUCUUUUUGCAAGGCAAUAAAUCUGACAAUAUAAACCCAUUUUGAUUCCAUUUUUGUCUGCCAACUCAUUAAUCUUUCUAUCUAUAGGAUUUUGCUUAUGAUGCUUUUAAACAGUUUAGCCUUGGAGGAUAACUUGGUCAACCUCUUUUUAUCUGGGUCCUACAUGAUUAAAUGGAAAUAGAAAUUGAGUGCCCUUCUACCCCAAUAGAUCCCUUCCCAAAUUAUUCAUUCCUACGUCCUUUUCAAGGAACUCGACAGCGACACUUUGAAUAAUGGGAGAAUCAACAACCCCUAUUAGACCUUAUUGAUUGUAGGGUUGGUUGACAUGCUACCUUUUUAUACUUCUCAUCAUCUUGCUUUUACAAUCUAAUCGUUGUGUUUAUAAUUUGAGCUGAGUGAGAUUGAUUCAGGUUGAAGCUGAAAGUGAUGGAGAGAAGCAAAAUCAAUUCAUGGCACAUCAUAUUACUGCCAAAUCAACCCCCAAGUGAAUAUAACUUAUUUAAACUAAUAUCAAAUUGACAAACUAAACUUCAGUUUUCAAUUUUAUGAAAUUAAAUUCGCUUCUUGUUCUCGAAGUUAUCAAAAUAUGAAUCAAUUAGUUUGAUAUACUUCUACGGCUCCUUGAUUUUUAGCUUCUUCUAAUGUAUCUUUGUUCUUCACAUUCAAACAAACUGUGUAAUCAUUAAAUUUCACAUUUAGUGAUUAAUGGUCUCUCCUAUAUAUAUGUGUUGAAUCACACACACAUAUAUAUAGGGGUUACAAGUGGGGUAGGGUUACAGACAUUUUAACUUUCAGAAACAUAUAAUUUAACCAAUCUAGUUUAGUUGUGCUUGAAUUGACAAAUAAAAAUAGUUUUCAAUAAUUUUGGAGUUCAAAAAAUGCUUAAUUGACACUUUUUUCUUUUCUCCCCAUGAGAUGUCUCCGUUGGUAAAAACAUAAUCAUUUAAAAUUAAUAGUACUAAUUAAUUUUGACAAAAUACUGGCUGUCGGUGUCCAGUAAUCUAUACGUGACAUCCUUGUUUAAAUAAAUCAAACAUUCCAAAGCAGAAGCUUCUCAACCAUAGACUCAUGGUUACUCUAAAAGCCUAAAAUUUCCAAUUGUAUCUUAAGAAUCUCAGGCUGCUGCACUUGGAACUUCGAGAAGGAAAGAAUCAAAACCUCCCUCUCCAAUACCUAUACGAAUGAAACUGGAAAGUUGCUUUGCUUGAAGUUCUUUACCUCCACCUCUUAAAAAGCCUUUAUGUAAAGGAAAUCUGAAAUAACUUCCUACAAUUACAAUUCCUUUCUUCCUUUCAAUAUUUCAAACCCUUGAAAUGUUCUUCUCUUCAUCAUUAUCCUUGUUUCUGUUUCAGCUUUUUGUCUCUCUCACUCUUCAUCAAACACAAACAUUUUUCAAUGUCUGAUGAUUAAGUUAUAUAUAUCUCAGAUUACUAAACAAAACCAAGGCAAUCAUCAAGUUCAAAAACUGUUGCAGAAGACAAUAAGAAAGGUGUAAUUGUAGGAAAAAAUGGCCAUGGCAUCAGCCAGCUUAAUGAGAUUAGACACACCAAUUUCUGACAGUCUAAACGAUGCAUUGAGAAGAUCCCGUAACCAAAUGAAGAAAUGCUUUGCCAGGUUUGUUGAGAAUGGGAAGAGGUUGAUGAAAUGCCAAGACUUGAUGAAGGACGUGGAGAUAACAAUUGAAGACAAGCGAGAAAGGAGCCAUGUUUUGGAAGGCUUUCUUGGCUACAUUCUAAGCAACACUCAGGAGGCUGCUGUUGUCCCUCCGAACAUCGCUCUAGCCGUGAGACCAAGUCCCGGUUUCUGGGAGUUUGUUACGGUGAAUGCUACAAGUUUGGAAGUAGGAGAUCUUACUGCUUCAGAGUACUUGAAAUUUAAGGAAGCUAUCUUUGAUGAGAAUUGGGCAAAUGAUGAAAAUGCUCUUGAGAUAGAUUUUGGAGCCAUUGAAUUCACUGCCCCUCGCUUAAGCCUUCCAUCGUCGAUUGGAAACGGAGUCAACUUGAUCUCAAAAUUCAUUAGUUCAAGGUUUGGUGAGGAUAAACAGAAUGUUAAUGCACUUGUUAAUUAUCUGCUGGGUCUUCAGCAUCGAGGACAGAGUCUUAUGAUCAAUAAGAAACUUAACACCGUUUCCAAGCUUCAAUCAGCAUUGUUUGCAGCUCAAGUAUAUGUAUCUUCACUGCCAAAAGACACACCAUAUGAAGAAUUUAAGCACAAGAUGAAAGGAUGGGGAUUUGAGAAAGGAUGGGGAAGCAAUUCUGAGAGGGUUAGGGAAACAAUGUUACUCCUUUCUGAGGUCCUGCAAGCACCAGAUCCAGCAAAAUUGGAGUUACUGUUUAGCAAGCUUCCAACCACAUUGAAUAUUGUAAUCUUUUCGCCUCAUGGCUAUUUCGGCCAGGCAGGAGUCCUCGGCUUGCCCGACACCGGUGGUCAGAUUGUGUACAUUCUGGAUCAAGUGAGAGCUUUAGAAGAGGAGUUGCUGCACAGAAUUGAGCAGCAAGGCUUGCAAGCAAAGCCUCAGAUUCUUGUGGUGACAAGAUUAAUACCUGAUGCACGAGGGACGAAGUGCAAUGUUGAGUUAGAGCCUAUUGAGAACACAAAGCAUUCUCACAUUCUCAGGGUCCCAUUCUACACACAAAAUGGAGUCCUUCGCCAAUGGGUUUCGCGUUUUGAUGUCUAUCCAUACUUAGAGAGAUUUGCCAAGGAUGCCACGGCUAAGAUCCUUAAAGUCAUGGAUUGCAAACCGGACCUCAUCAUUGGGAACUACACUGAUGGAAACUUGGUUGCUUCUUUGAUGGCUAAGAAACUUGGAAUUACACAGGGAACUAUAGCACACGCUUUAGAGAAAACAAAAUAUGAGGAUUCGGAUGCUAAGUGGAAGGAACUUGAUCCAAAGUAUCACUUUUCAUGUCAAUUCACAGCUGACAUGAUCUCAAUGAAUGCAACUGAUUUCAUUAUAACAAGUACAUAUCAAGAAGUUUCAGGAAGCAAAAACAGGCCAGGACAAUAUGAAAGCCAUGAGGCCUUUACUAUGCCUGGACUUUAUAGGGUAGUCUCAGGUAUUAAUGUGUUUGACCCCAAAUUCAACAUUGCUGCUCCCGGGGCUGAUCAAUCUGUCUAUUUUCCUUUCACUGAGAAAUCGAAGCGACUGACUAAUUUUCAUCCUGAAAUCGAGGAACUACUUUAUAGCAGAGAAAACAAUGAUGAGCACAUAGGUUACCUUGCAGAUAAGAAGAAGCCAAUUAUUUUCUCAAUGGCAAGGCUUGAUACGGUGAAAAACAUUACUGGGUUGACUGAAUGGUAUGGUAAAAACAGGAAGCUGAGAAGUUUAGUAAACCUUGUGUUGGUAGCUGGAUUCUUUGAUCCAUCAAAAUCAAAGGACAGAGAAGAAAUUGAUGAGAUAAAAAAGAUGCAUUCCCUGAUAGAAAAAUAUAAACUCAAGGGGCAAAUCAGAUGGAUAGCAGCUCAAACCGAUCGGUACCGCAAUGGAGAGCUAUACCGUUGCAUUGCUGAUACAAAAGGAGCUUUUGUGCAGCCUGCACUUUAUGAGGGUUUUGGCCUAACAGUCAUUGAGGCGAUGAACGUUGGAUUGCCUACUUUUGCAACAAACCAAGGAGGCCCAGCCGAGAUAAUUGUCGAUGGAGUAUCAGGCUUCCACAUCGAUCCUUAUAAUGGAGAUGAAGCAAGCAAAAAGAUUGUUGCUUUCUUUGAGAAAUGCAAGUCAGAUGGUGGAUAUUGGAACAAGAUGUCAGAAGCCGGUCUUCAGCGAAUACAUGAAUGCUACACUUGGAACAUUUAUGCAAAGAAAGCUCUGAACAUGGGAUCAAUUUAUGGAUUUUGGAGACAGUUAACCAAGGAUCAAAAACAAGCCAAGAUGAGAUACAUUGAAAUGAUUUACUCUCUCUUGUUCAGGAAUUUGGUGAAGAACGUUUCAAUCCCCACUGAAGAAUCCUUGCCAGCUCCAACCGCCACAACUUCACCACAGCAGCCGACACCAGAGCUCCGAUCCCGGAGGUCGGGUGGCACUCAGCUUGAGCCAAGACCAAGGAGUGAAGAAAGGGGUUCGGUGGAGGUUGGGCAGAGUGGGAAUGGGCUAUCACACACCUUGAAAAAGGUGUGCUUUUUGGCUGGCUCUCUCUUGGUUGCUUACUACAUUCUAAAGAGAAUUUCUGGAGUAAAUCAAGCAUAUGAUGAUUUACCAUUAUAACCUUCUAAUAUCUCGACUUUAUUUAUGUAAAUUAAUUAUAAUAAUCACUCGUCAACUCAAAGAACUUGCUGAGGUUGCCAACCCAUGUGGACCAUUCUGUAUCAAUUCACCCACAUGAAUAAAUUCGUUCCUUUUUUCUUU